AUGUCUGGUCCUAAGCCUUUCAGGCCUCCUUCAAAUACGAGCACUGCUGAUUCUGUUGAGGCUUCUGGCACAGCUAAUCCUGGUGAACCAGUUACGUCUGCUAAUACUAAUAGAACUCAUACAGCUACUAACAUGAAUGCACAUUUGAGUAGGCCUGUACCUACUAGACCUUGGUUGCAGCAGUCCUAUGGAAGUACGUAUGGUUCAUUAUAUGGGGUGGAAUGUAUGGUGGUGGUGGCGUAUAUAAUAGAGGAGUUUAUGGUGGUGGUGGUCUCUAUGGAAGUUCAGGUAUGCAUGGUGGUGGUGGGAUGUACAACAGAAGUUUUGGGGGUGGUUAACUGGUUAUGGUAUGGGAAUGGGAUGGGGAUGAGUCCUUAUGGUGGUCAAGAUCCAAAAGAACCUUUUAAUCAACCUCCUUCUCCACCAGGCUUCUGGAUAUCUUUUCUCCGUGUGGAAUUGUUCAUCCCCUUCAUGUUUGUAAUGUUUAAGAAACCAAAGAAGUUAAUAAGUUUGUAA
Eruca vesicaria subsp. sativa (arugula) is the source of this 516-nucleotide messenger RNA. The record is from the annotation of a GenBank genome assembly. Lineage: Eukaryota; Viridiplantae; Streptophyta; Magnoliopsida; Brassicales; Brassicaceae.